AUGCAUUCUACAGACAUGAAGGAAGCUCUCCGCUACGAGCGCCCAGUGCACAUGCCUGGGUUCCCACCAUCUAUCAGCCCUGUUCAUUUUGUCUGCAUUGGAGGACAUGGCCAAUCAGCGAUCGCUUUGAUCUUGAUGAAUCUGGGAUAUGUUGUUCAAGGAAGCGAUAUUAAAGAAAGCGACAAUGUCGCCCGACUGCGGGCCGCGGGUGCAACAGUUUUUAUCGGCCAUGACAAAGACCAUCUAGGCUCUGCAAAGCUCGUGGUAGUGUCAAGUGCAGCAACAAAGGGCGACACCAAUGUUGAGGUUAAAGCUGCUCAGGACCGACGGAUCCCGGUGAUUCACAGAUCCGAAAUGUUAGCCUCGUUGAUGCGCCAUCACAAGUCCAUUGCCAUUGGCGGCAGUCAUGGCAAGAGCACUACAACUAGCAUGGUUGCGGGCAUGCUAGAAGCCGGUGGGCUCUCCCCGACCACUAUAUCAGGUGCUGUUGUCACUCAAUACGGCAGCAACGCUCACCUGGGCUCGGGUAACUGGAUGAUUGCUGAAGCUGACGAAAGCGACGGUACAUUAGUCCGGCUGCCUGCUUUGAUUUCGGUGGUGACAAGUAUUGACAGUGACCAUAUAAUAUUUUAUGGCACACAAGAAAAAACGCGAGCAACGUUUUCUCAAUUUGUGCGGAAUGUGCCGUUCUAUGGUCUCGCAGUCCUUUGCAUUGACGACCAGGGAGUUCGCAAAAUCCUCCCUGAGGUUCAAGACCGCAAUAUUAUCACGUACGGAGUUUCAGAGGAUGCAGAUGUCCGUGCGGAAAACCUCGAAUACAAUCCGCAGGACUGCACCUUCGUUCUUUCCGUCAGAAACCGACAGGAUGAAACUCGGCGGGUUAUUGGACCUAUAGUCUUGAACGCUCUGGGAUUGCAUAACGUCCAAAACGCGUUAGCCACUAUUGCCAUUGCUCUUGAGCUAGGCAUUGGACUAGAGAGCAUUCGUUAUGCCUUGAGGAGCUUUCAAGGAACAAAUCGCCGUUACAUUCACGUAGGUGAAGCAAAUGGCAUUCAAAUCAUCGACGAUUUCGGCACACACCCUGCAGAGAUGAAGGCAACACAAAAGAUGGCAAAGCAAGCGGGUGCGCGCAGAGUCAUUGCUGUCUAUCAGCCUACCAUUGUAGUUAGAAAUGUCAAGGCGUGGCUGGAUGAAUACCUGGCGGCUUUUCAAGAUUCAGCGCACAUCAUUAUCGGCCAAGCUGAUGGAGUUGAUCCGAUACCAGCAGCCGAGGCACGGGAGGCACUUGUUCAAUACCUGCACUCCCAUGGGCGUGAGGAUGCGAUUUCAAUGCCAGAUCCAUCUGCACUUCCAGAGCUGGUGUCCCACCUGGGGCAAGAAGGUGAUUUUGUGGUGUGCAUGGGGUUCCGUAGUUCAACUCUCUGGGCACGAGCAUUGGCAGGCCAAUUGAAAGAGCUCGGAACCCCGAGGAAGGAUGAUUACGGAAGUAGGACAUGA
Molecule: messenger RNA, 1497 nt
Organism: Penicillium lagena
Lineage: Eukaryota; Fungi; Ascomycota; Eurotiomycetes; Eurotiales; Aspergillaceae
Product: UDP-N-acetylmuramate--L-alanine ligase
Exons: 1
Coding region: 1-1497 (498 amino acids)
Biological process (GO): biosynthetic process
Molecular function (GO): ATP binding; UDP-N-acetylmuramate-L-alanine ligase activity
Source: RefSeq, a predicted model, not a curated record